Messenger RNA from Cylindrotheca closterium, 1005 nucleotides. The record is from the annotation of a GenBank genome assembly. NCBI's taxonomy places the organism in Eukaryota, Bacillariophyta, Bacillariophyceae, Bacillariales, Bacillariaceae.
AUGAUGAUAAUUCAAUUCCAAAAUUCAUUGUCAGCAUUCCACCAAAUAAGUCGGGCAAAGCAUUCACUGGCAUGGUCGCUCAGUGUAUUGAUUUUCUCUCUUUUGAUUGCUACUUCUUCCGCGGGUAGGUCGUUUCAGUCCAGCUCUGAUUCUGCUUCUUAUAUUACUACUAUCCCACACCCAGCAUUGCAGUUUUCCGAAGAAGAACAUGCAAGUCUUGAUCGUCGUCUUGGAAAGGGGUUGGUGUUGAGAAACGAUGCGAAAGACAACAAACUGAGACCACCAUCAUCAUCAUCAUCAGCAGCAGCAGCAGCAGUAGAUAUUCAACCAACCCAGUAUGACGACCGCAAAAGCGAGUGGGAGAGCCGAUAUACCAGUCUCAAGAGCCUUCGCAAGGUUUUUGGCGGAAACAGAAAUCGAUUGUGGGGCGAUUUGGACCCUGGUUCGGCACGACGAUUGUAUCGUUUUCUAAUGCCCCGUGUGCUCAUGGAACUGGUCAAGAGCGGCGCACAACCCGAGGAAUUAGCACCACUCGCCUACAAGGCGAGGGUUGCAGCCAAGCUAUAUGCUCGCGAACGAAGUACGGUACCAGCUCGUCUUGCCGCCACUGUCUACGAUGGGAUCCGACAAUUCAAGCGCUACGGGCGUUUCCAGGCCCAUGGAAUGACCUACGAACAAAUUUGGGACAAAUAUCAACAAGUUGUCAUGAACGAUAGCGCUUGCCGAGGAGACUACGACGGCUUGUUGACCGAGAAGGAUUUGAAAUCGAAAAUAUCCCUCAAGAUUCUGGAACGAAGUUGUAGCACCAACGAGAACAUUGAUCGCAAAGUUUUACCACCAGCCGAUAGUCCUCCAAGUGGUUUUCUCUUGCGAGUAUCGGAAACCUUGGAAACUGAUGUUCGAAAACUUUUGGAUACAGUGUCUCAAUAUAGAAAGAGGCGACGAAAAUCUUUUGGAGAAUCUGGACAAAACGAAAGAAGAGACAUGCGUGAUAUAUCAUUUUAA